Esox lucius (northern pike) is the source of this 2778-nucleotide messenger RNA. RefSeq names its product SAM domain, SH3 domain and nuclear localisation signals 1b (gene samsn1b). The transcript is spliced from 16 exons. Gene Ontology annotation, molecular function: protein binding. NCBI's taxonomy places the organism in Eukaryota, Metazoa, Chordata, Actinopteri, Esociformes, Esocidae. The record is from RefSeq and is a predicted model, not a curated record. The coding region runs from base 342 to 2216 and encodes 624 amino acids.
GCUGUAGACAGCCUACAGAGCUCAGGAGCAGUUUGUGUAUGUUUUGCACAGUUUGUGGUGUGCACAUGUGUUUGUUUGUCCUGAGACUACUUCUCGGUUUGUCUCUACUGUUUUCCAUUUUCUGUGGCAUGAGGUGGAGGGAGUCCCAGGAUCUGAAAUAUGAACCUAUUCUGCUUCUCUCUGGAGGGCUCGACGGACAGCUCUAUGAGCCUGCCCUCAACCAACACCCACUCAGUACCAGGAACACAGUAUUUCAGUUCCCAGUCGAGCCAGCAGCCACAUAACAGCCCUUCUCUGAGUGGAACGGGCCAAGUGGAAAUGCUCAGAAUCCAUGUAUACACAUGGAGCCGUCAGAGACUCAAAAAUCCCAUCUGAAUACAAAGAAGAGAAGAUUGCAUGUACCAACAACAUCAACAUCACACAAUGAAAUCUUGGAGAUGGGUCAAGGUCCUUGUCAGAGAAGCGUCCUGACAGUAGAGGUCAGACAGGAGCUGAACUCUAAAUCAAGACAACAAGAUCCUACAACUCAGGGAGUGAACUUUGAGGUCUGGAACCCAAACUAUGAUCCCCUUGACAGUCAACAGCAGGGCACGCCUGGGGAUGCGGAGGCUGACAUGACUGAAUCUACGGGAACACUGGCGAGGUUCCAGAGACUAGUGGGAGUGAAGAAGGGACCCCAGAUUGGAUUAGAUGACGGAAAGACAGACAGCAGUGGUAAUUUGGCAGAAUCUGUGUUCAAUCACAACAGUCCAGUUAUCAACUGUAUUGGCCUGGGGAAGAAGACAGUGAAGAAGACCUCAGAGGCUCUUUUACUACCAAAACAGCAGACUAAGGUCAUUGUUGGGAAAGCUGGGGAAGGACCUUUGAGCAUUGCUUUACAUGAACACCACUUGGUCCCUACAGAGGUCCCUCCACUCUGGGAUAUCCCUUGCCAUACUUGCCACCAGCCCCCAGGUGAGUCUUGGCACUAUGACUUUGACUUCCCCCUGCCGAGAGCAACUGCCUGGGACCACUUUGAGAAUCUGGCCCAGGAACUGGAAAGCAAAGAAACACCUUCAGAGUUCUCACCCCAACGAAUCAUCCGCUCGAUCACAGAUCUGGACAUCUCUGAAUACACGCGCUCCACUAGCUUUGGCCGAUUUGACACCUUCAGACAGUCUCCUCCAGUAAAGCAGGAGGAAAAUGGAGGUGCCUUGUCUGCCGACGAAGAGCAGGUUGAUAGUGGUGCCCACACCAGAUCAGGAGGUAUCGGGAAGAAGAUGAAGAACAUCUCACUGACAAUGAGGAAGAGGAUUGUCAGGAACUAUGCCAAAGCCCUGUCAGAAGAACUGAUCUCUGAUAAAAGCCAAGGCGAUGAGACGGAGAAAGUUGGAGAAGAAGGGAAUGUUGUUGACAGGGUCCGUUCCUUUCCAGAAGUACUGAGAAAGUCCAGUUAUUCUAUGGAAAGCGUCUACAGCCUCAACAGUGGACAAAGCUCAUCCAGUGGGGUGACCAGUGGUUCAGACAGUAGUCAGAGAGACAGUCUGAGGCUGGACGAGGAGCUGUCCCUCACCAACACAGGCCAGAUAUGUGGCAGAGCCCAGGUCCACACUGACUUUGUUCCCAGUCCCUAUGACACUGAAUCACUCAAACUCAAGGUAGGGGAUGUGAUUGAAAUCAUCAGCAAACCUCCCAUGGGGACAUGGACAGGCGUGCUGAACAACAAGGUAGGAAAUUUCAAGUUCAUCUAUGUGGACCUCAUAGAAGAGAAGGUUCCAGAACCCCCUCAGAAGAUGAGGACACACAGAAGAAGCAGGAGACCCCAGGCCAAAACAGUACAAGAACUCCUAGAGCGCCUUCAUCUGGAGGAAUAUGGCUCCUCCUUGUUACUUAAUGGCUAUCAGACGGUAGAUGACCUGAGGGAGCUGAAGGAGCAGCAUCUGGUGGAACUCAAUGUAACAGAUCCUGAACACAGGCUUCGUCUGAUGGCAGCCGUUGAGUGCAUCCAUGACGUUGAGUGUAUCCAAGAACCCCAAAGUAACAUUAAAGUGGCAGAGAACCACGAGGACAAGUCCCCUGUGGAGAGCAUUAAAGUGGACCUGAGUGACUGCCCCAGAGACUCUGGAUGCUACAUCAGUCAGGGGUGCUAUAGUCCUGACUGCACCGACAAGAACAAGGACGAGACAAACACCUCCCUACCUGUACCGGACCAUCAUCCACCCAUGGGGUCUACCUAACCACCCCCAGCUGAUAGACACCUCUAAGGACCUGGCUGCAAAAUGCGGACUGGGUCCCAACGAUCUAAUGCAAAAGCCUGUUUUCUCAAAGCAUGAGUAGUCAUCUUUGCUAUCUUAUUGCAUUCAGUAUAAGUUGCCUAUGUGACUGGUAAUGCAGUUAAAAAGCUACUGUACCCAGAAGCGGACCAGUCAUUACCCAUUUUAGUGAGUUGUUUGCAGGUUGGUUUGUAAUUGAUGAUGUAUUCCAGGUCGGGCUGUCAGAGUUAUUCAGUUAACUUAAAUUAUUUGAGUCUGUUUCUUGUAAAGCUGUUUCUUGUACUUCCAAAACACAUAGUAAUGUAUAAUUAACUUGACAUUUAGGUUAAAUAAAGUGUUCAAUUCACAUAAUAUAGAUAACCAGUAUUUGAGACAAAGUCAAGGUAAUAUCUUUUAGUUGACUUAUUAGACGUCUGUGGCCCAAGUGCAUAGGAGAUGCAAUGUGUAGCGAUUACUUUGUGGGUGUACUGUACAUGCAGAUGUGUGUUUGGAAGAGGGUCAGGUUAAAUAAAAGUUAUUAAACAAA